Messenger RNA from Hevea brasiliensis (rubber tree), 1930 nucleotides. RefSeq lists its product as uncharacterized. The transcript is spliced from 7 exons. The record is from RefSeq and is a predicted model, not a curated record. NCBI's taxonomy places the organism in Eukaryota, Viridiplantae, Streptophyta, Magnoliopsida, Malpighiales, Euphorbiaceae.
AUUCCAGUGCCUUCUUUCGCGUUUCGAGUCUCUGUGUCGCAAUAUUGCAGUCUCCAGAUGAAACUCAGGCAUGCGCAUAAUUGUAGUGCACAUGGUGGCUGCUGCUGUUCCUCCAAUAUGUGCAUAUCCUAAAUAUGCAGCUGGUGCAACGAAUGGCAUUCAAUUUUUAAUGAAAUGGAAUAAAAUUCUUAUGGGCUCUGUUUGGAUAGGUGUGAUUUGGAUUUGUAUUUCAAGUGAAAAAUUAUAAAAUUUUGACAUGAUAUCAAAUUCAAACACUUCAUUAUUUGAAAUUCACACCUAUUCAAACGAAGAUUGUAUGAUUAUAUGCCAUUUUCAUUCUGUUGCAUUCUAUUUCAGGUUAUCAUAGUUUAUAACAUGCACUUAGUUCAUUGUUUGCUUAUUAUUAUUAUUAUUAUUUUGUGAAUACUUGAUUGUUUGCUUUUUUUUUUUUAUAUAUCUUGUAAAAUUCUGUUAUGAUCAUUCGGAGUUUCUUCUUCCAUUGCUGGGAAACAUAGCAGUUUUUAAGGUAGAAAUUUGUGAAUCUUAUUCUACAGUAUUGAACACUGGAUUUUCCUCAAUUCAUUUAUUGUUUGUUGAGGUGUGUGAUCCUUGAAAGCUUUUCUAGAGACCAAAUUGAUAGGUUUUUCAAGGGGAUCAAUUUUCAAACAUUUGAACUUGUUUGAAGCGAUAAAUCAUAGAAGAUGCAGAGGAAAAGAGAAGGUAGAAACGAUUUCUUUGGCAUGGGCGACCCUUUUGUUAAUUUCCGGGGCUUUGGCAUGAUGCCCAGCCUAUUUGGAGGGAGAGAUCCAUUUGAUGACCCAUUCUUUACUCACCCAUUUCGGAGCAAGUUUUCAAGUUCUUUUACUUGUGAUGCAUUGCAUGCCAAUGGAACAAAAGCAGUAGUUGUAGAAGAACUAAUCUCUGAUGAUGAGGGAGAAAAAGAAAAAGAUAUACAUAUUGGUUCAGGCGAAGAACCAUCUAUUGAGCAUCCUGAGGAAGAUCUUGAAGAUCUGGCAGAGAAGAAAAGCAAGAAUGUGAAUCAUAGGCGUGAUUAUAACAACAUAGAAGGGACUAAGCCACAAGCUCAUAAUUUCAGUUUUCAAACUUGCAAAGUCACAUAUGGUGGUGUAGAUGGAGCAUAUUACACAUCUACAAAGACCAGAAGGGCAGGCAAUGAUGGAGUGGUAGUUGAGGAGAGCUAAGAAGCAGACAAAGUUACGGGUCAAGCUAAACAUAGAAUCUCUAGAGGGCUUCAUGAUAAGGGCCAUUCCAUCACAAGGAAGCUUAAUCCAGAUAGCAAGGUGGAUACAAUGCAGACUUUACACAAUCUGAAUGAAGAUGAGCUUGCUGGGUUUGAAGAAGCAUGGAAUGGUAAUGUCAAAGGACAGUGGCUUGGCUCAAGUAAUCAAUUUGAUUUCAAUGGUUCUAGCACCAGUGAACAGAAGGAGAGGGCAACUUGGGGCGGUUGGGCACUUCCAACAGUACAAAAUCCCCGAAAUACUGGAGCAACUUCUGCAGGAAAAGGCAAAAAAGUUAUUAGGAUCAACAUUGAGUAAUCGAUUUGCAUAUUGCCUAUAAUAGAAUUAAGCCUGGAACGGGGCAUUUGUUUGGCGUGAGGCGCCAGCGUGGUGUAAAGCCAUGGUGAAUACCGAAUUGAUGUGUAUCCUUGUACAUAGCAGCCAGACAUUCGAUUAUAUGGCUUUAAAAAUAUAUUCUAUGUUUGAAUUUCUCAUGUCUUCGUUACCAAGUCGGAUCAGGAUGCUUAUUUUUGCAAUUUGCAAAAGACAAAUUAGAGAUAGUACAAUUGAGAAUUUAUGGACUGCUAGUGUUAAGCCUAAUGCUUUCUUUUGUAUGUGGUUUAUCAUUUCCGGUACAAUUACCAGAGAAAUUACUGUAUAAUAUAUACACCGCUGAGUUAUGCUUUGUAUAA